Volvox carteri f. nagariensis is the source of this 846-nucleotide messenger RNA. RefSeq lists its product as uncharacterized. The record is from RefSeq and is a predicted model, not a curated record. The transcript has a single exon. Lineage: Eukaryota; Viridiplantae; Chlorophyta; Chlorophyceae; Chlamydomonadales; Volvocaceae. Bases 1 to 846 code for a protein of 281 amino acids.
AUGACGGGUAAGAGGACAAAGGCAACGGGAGAUAACCUGGUCAACGCAGGAGCGGCCGAAGCAGCCGGCGAAGGGGGAUCGGGCCAGAUGCUGCCAGCCAACCAAAACGACAUAGAAGCCGCCAGGGAUACUUUGAGCGGGAACAUAGACCAGCCGACUCUUCACCAGCUGCUGCUGGGCGUCCUGUCAGCAGCGCAGGCCAACGCCCCAAAAGCGCCAGCCAGGGAUCCCCAGACAGCACCGCCUCGGGAUCGCUCUCCUGACGUUGUCAUCACAAAAGACGUGACCAUCAUGCCAUCCGCAAGAGAACAGCUAGCAGCAAUAAGGACGGAAGUUCAAGCGAAUGACGCACCGAAGCUGACAGCCCCACACGAGCAGCGGGAGCAGCUCGACGAAGGAACGCUAAUGCUGCUAGAGACCGCCAUCACCGCGCUGGAUGCGAACGAACCCCAGCUGGCCGUCGCGGGAGAAUGCCUCAAGAUCGCUCACCGCCGCCUUAAGUGCUACUCCGUUGCUCUGGCCAAGGCGGCCCCAGGAGCCAACGGUAAUUUCACGGCCCCCUACGAAAUCUGGCACGGCAGGCGGCGCAACUUCACCAAGCCCGAGUUCAAACCAGAGGCCAUAGAUAAGGGCGACAUAGAGAGUGCAUUAGCUAAAACGCGCAAGUCGGUGGCGGCGGACAGGGACGGUCAGGCCGGGUCCCUCUGGCGAGGGAGAGACCGGCAGGGUGGAGUGCGGGAUUCGUUUGGUAGUGCACGCCGGAACGACCGCAGCCGCUAUGACCGCUACGACCGGCGCAGCCAGCGUGACCGAAGCCGCUCUCGCAGCCCGGCUAAGCGUGGCUGA